UUUCAUUCAUCAGUCAAUACUCAUCAAUUUAUUCUGUAAACACAACAGCUUUGUGAUACCAUUGUUUUUUCAAGAUAUCCAGCUACACAAAAUAUUGUAGCUCGUAAAAAUGUCGGCAGAUAGUUCGCCGAUCAAACUACCGAAAUCUCAGAGUGAAAUCCAAACUUUAGAUGCUUUCGAAAACCAAGACACAUUAAUUAAGCAUGUUGAUAUAUCAAUAGUGGAAUCCGAGAAACGGGCUAAUGGAACACUGCAUGUACGAGAUCAUUAUACUGUGUACUUAAUUGAUGUAAAAGUAACUGAUCCAGAAUAUAAAUUAGUGCAGUCUAAAAUAAAUAUGAUAUGGCGAAGAUACACUGAGUUUGAACAGAUUCAUGACUAUUUACAAGUUACAUAUCCACAUGUAGUUAUUCCACCAUUGCCUGAAAAAAGAAUUCUUUAUGCAUGGAGGAAAUGUGACACAACAGACCCUGAGUUCAUAGAGCGCCGUCGUGCUGGCCUUGAAAACUUUUUGCUGCGGGUCGCAUCACACCCGAGACUGUGUUUUGAUGAUCAGUUCAUAAAUUUUCUGCAGCAGGAGCAUGGAUGGCGAGAAACUAUCACUGAUAGUGGAUAUCUUCUACAAGCUGAAAAUAAGCUAAAAUCAUUGUCUGUAUCAAUAAGACUUAAAAAACCAGAUCCAGAAAUUGAUAGUGUUAAAAACUACGGGAAACAACUAGAAACAAAUUUAGGAAACUUUCUUUAUACAAGAUCUAAAAUAAUAGAAAAAAACUAUGCUCUAUGCAAACUUCACGCAAACUAUGGCAAGCUAUUCAGUGAGUGGAGUGUCAUAGAGAAAGAGAUGGGUGAUGGCUUACAAAAAGCAGGACAUUAUUUUGAUUCCAUAGCAGAUUCAAUAGAGUCUAUAGCCGAGGAUGAAGAACAACUGGCAGACCAGCUCAAGGAGUAUUUGUUCUUUGCAGCAGCCUUGCAGCAAUUAUGUGCGAACCAUGAAGCACUACAACGCAAUCUUGAGAAUGCUAAUGAUGCUUUGAACAAUAGGAUAGCGGAGCGCAGCCGCGCGGCGGCGGGCAAGGCGGGGCUGAUGUCGCGGCUCUUCGGCACCACGGAGCCGGACAUCGUGCGCGACCAGAGCACGCGCGCGCUCGACGCCAAGAUCGCCGCCGACCGCCUCGCCAUAGAGCGCGCGCGGGCCGAGCUCCAGGAGUUCUCAAAGAAAGCGACUGUUGAAAUUGAAUAUUUCCAAAAGCAAAAGGAUAAAGACCUUCAUGAGUCACUCGUCAGUUUCAUCGCUUUGCAAGUGAAAGCAGCUAAAAAGAACCUACAAGCCUGGACACAAAUCAAGGAAUGCCUUCAAAACAUGCCUUAAGACAAGAAGACACGAAAAUAUCCUAACAAAUGUUUAAUUUAUUUUAUACUGUAUAAAGAAAUUAAAUUUUUAUAUUUCACUUUUUGCGUAGUUGCUCUGUAAUUUUACAGGGUGUGGUUAUUGGUCAAUAUUAUAUAAGUAUUGUGGAAAAACUUUUCUGAACUGUGUGAAUUAUAGAGAGUCCAGAGAGGUCUUUAUGUCUAUGUUUCAGGCAUUUUUUCAUAGAUAACAUUGUGCAGGAAACUGUUCUUAUAGAGGACUAAUGUAGUAUCGGAGCAAAGGAGGGUGGUGAGAGCCAAUUCGUGGGCGGCAUACAAAAGGGGAGGCAGGAAGCGGCAAUUUAUUAAUAAAAAAAGACUUAGAUAUUCGAAAUAGUGAACAAAAAAUUUUCAGAAAAAGCCUGGUGACGGAUGGACAAUCCGGUCGCACGUCUUAGUAUUAGGGCCCCGUUUCACGCUGUUCACAGAAGCCUAAGAAGGGGUGUUGUAUUAACAAUCGGCCCCAGGCGACUAAAUUCGCUUUUCGCCGUAAUCCAAGUGCAACAC
Zerene cesonia (dogface butterfly) is the source of this 1914-nucleotide messenger RNA. Its product is annotated as sorting nexin-4-like. Lineage: Eukaryota; Metazoa; Arthropoda; Insecta; Lepidoptera; Pieridae. Bases 110 to 1369 code for a protein of 419 amino acids. The record is from RefSeq and is a predicted model, not a curated record. The transcript has 10 exons. Gene Ontology annotation, biological process: protein transport. Gene Ontology annotation, molecular function: phosphatidylinositol binding.